Nicrophorus vespilloides is the source of this 3297-nucleotide messenger RNA. RefSeq lists its product as uncharacterized. The transcript is spliced from 19 exons. Lineage: Eukaryota; Metazoa; Arthropoda; Insecta; Coleoptera; Silphidae. Gene Ontology annotation, cellular component: membrane. The record is from RefSeq and is a predicted model, not a curated record. Bases 80 to 3127 code for a protein of 1015 amino acids.
UUAUAUGCGUCAGUGAAAUUAAAGACCUCACGCGUUUCGCAACACAUAGACCUAAUUUAUUUAAAAAUACAAUGAGCAAAUGAACAAAAUGAAUAAUAAACUAGUUCUAUUUUUACUAAUUAUUUGUGAAGUAAAUUUGUGCAAUUGUUUAUCGAAUUGUACUGUCUCAGUAAUAUCGAAUUCUACAACUUUUAAUAACAAAACAAUUUUCUUAUCCGACGAUGACUUACAUAACGACACUGAAUGUGAUAACAUUGCAGUGAAAGAUGAAGAAAACCUUACUUCAAACUGGACCUGGACGGGAACUUACGAAGGAUACAAAAAGCCCGAAGGCACCGGGAGGAAACUCCAGUUUCCAGUAUGUCCCGAUGGAGAAGCUGUUGUCGCAGAAAGCCUUCAGGAGAUCCAGUCACCAUUCAGUUUCUUCUCCACGUUGAUGGGAUCUUUACAACCUGCUCGAUUCCCCUUAGGAAUGCUGAAGGAUGUGGCGGAGCGACGCGUGCCAUUCAAUCUCCUUUUACUACAGAUUUUUAAAUUAGAGGGUUUAGUGUGCAUAUGGAUUAUACUUUGGACUGUUGCGGCUUUAUGUAUUUCGUGCAGCGUUGCGAGCCAAAUCUGUUGCCCGAGGAGAGAUCUCCAGAGACGUCAGGACCAUUCAUCCUUAAGUCCUUCAGCCGAAUCCAACAAACGGACUCUCUCAUGCUACCUGUACAUCUUACUCGUCCUCCUAAUAGGCAACAUUGUACUUAUGCUUACAACCAACGAGAUUAUUUCUAAAUCCAUAAUGGAUUCGCCGAACCGAGCGAAGACAAUUAUCGAGGAUCUGCAGAAGUACGUUAAGAAUACGGACAUGCAAAUCUCAUUUGUGACUACAACUGCCGCGGAAUUCACCACGCAGGCCAUUGAUGAAGAUUUAGAAGAUACCAAAGAACUUAUUGGUAUUCCGUUUCAAAAGAAUCUGGCUGACGCGUUUGGCUUACUAAAUAUCUUCGAAACCUUGAGAAACAUUAGGACAGAAAGUGAUAACAUUUCGAAACGCGUUAAAUACAUUAUGCAAGAGUGCCAAUUGGCCAGGGAGGCUUCGAAAUUAUUACAAGAAAAGUUGGAUAAAUUGGUGCCGCUAUUGGGUGCAAUGCAUGACUACUGUUCUCAAAGAGAUCGGACUUUGUGUGAAACUUUGAUGUCUGAUGGCUUGGUUGUCAGUUAUAAUACAAAUGAGGUAUCUUCAGAUGUAAAAUUAAAAUACCUUGCGGGCGUUUCGACGAACUUUGAGCUGAACAAGAACCUGCAGGAAGCGGAAAUGAACUAUAAGGCAGUUCCCGGAAGGGUGGCCGAAGACACGGCUCCUCAAACGGAGGAAAUUCGUAAACUUCUUCGCAGACAUAGAAUAAAAAUCUAUAAAGCUCUAAGGAUGCUGGGAGACUUAUCUAGUUCCAUGAUAUCGAGCAUAAAAACCACAAGCAGGAAAAUUGUCCCAACGCUCGAAGAACUUGCCUCUGGGGACGUGUGGCGAUAUCUGGUGGUGCUUGGUAUUGCAAUUUUCACAUUCAUCACAUGGAUAUUUCUCAUAUGCGGAGCACCUUCAGGAUGCGAAAGUCCCCAUAAAACAAUAAUUCCAUAUUUAAUUCUAGGAUUAUCUCUUGCUUCAUUCGUAUCCCUCCUGCUUCUCGUCAUUGCAGCCGCCUCCUUUCUGCUCGCUGUCCACGGCACAAAUUUCAUAUGCAACCCACUAUACGAUCCCAAUUACUUAACUCUCUCGGAAAUACUCGACGACGAAGGUUUAUUAUAUCGCGAUGGAGGAUAUUUAAAAAAAAUCUUAAGUACGAACGAAUCUCUGCUUACAAUGGAUAUAUUGAGAAAAAUAGAGAGAAAUGCAGGUGCGUAUUCCACCUUUAAAUUAGGAAAUAAAAUAAACCUCUUCGAACUGAUAGACUUUGACAAAUGGUCGGAUUUGAAUACUACCAUAAAUAGGUUUAGGAUUACGCAAAGAACUGCAAAUAUUUUCACAUUCGGACAAGAAUCAAAUUUGAAAGAUUUAGUCGCCGCGACCAGAGUGAACCUCACUAAUUACAGGUCAAAGAUAUUAUCGCCUGUCACAGUUAAGGACCUGAACGGUUUAAUGGAUCAAGCUUAUGCCGUGGCAAAGCAAAUUGUUGAUACUCGAACCGCAAACCGCUUGGAGAAGUUCAUUUUGAAGCUGAGGGACGUCCUGAAUAACGAGUACAAGAUAAUGAGCCAAUUCAAGGAGAACAUUCUGUAUGAUGUGACCGCAUUGGAGGUUGUCUUGGUUCCAUUGCGCGAGAAAACGGAGCUCGUUUUAGGGAAGCUCAGGCAGUUCGCCGGUGCGGUUAAUGUAGACGGGAAUAGAAUUGCCGAAAAGGUACGUGCUAAUUGGGCCGAAUUAAAUGAGCAUCCCUCGAGGAUACAAAAAUUAAAGCAAAACUCUCAUCAACGCCGCCGUCCCUCCACGCAAUUAAAUCAUUUCGCGUUUUCAAAAUUGGAAUUUUACAAUUCGCAGGUCAUUUACAACUACUCGAACCAUUUGAUCGACUAUUUGGACCAGUUCAGAUCUCAUGUGCAUUUCGAAAUUGAAAGGAAAGUGGCGAGAACUAAACCGCUUUGGGCCAUCUUCGUCUCGACACGGAACUGCCUCUGCCCCGAACUGAUUGACCCGUUGAAUGCUCUCUCGUUCUCAUGCUUCUGCUGUAUUUUUUCCAUGAUUUGCAUGGUCCCAAUUGCGAGACGGUUGAUUCAUCACUACAAGAUCAGCAGCGAUAGUCUCAAAUCUAUAAUUGCCAGUUCGAAUGCCAGUCCGAGGGAACAAAUUUGGGAUGAUGUACAACCCACAAUUUCUAGCAUUCCUUCUCAUCAUAGCACGCCCCGAUCGGUCGACCAAAUCGCCGAAGAAAGUUCACCAUGGGCGAGUCCCAGGGACUCAACGAUUGGUUUAAUACCUUCUCCACCCAGGCCUUCUUUCAAUGGUCAACAUCCUUCGCCAAGCAGACCGAGUGUAGCCACGAUCGCAGCGAUUUCUAGGUCGCGGCCACGAAACAACCGUUACGAUUCACUGCGAUCUAUAGAAAGGACCACUUGGAGAAGCCCCGGAUCUCCAAAAAGAUGGAUUUAAGGAUGGAUGAUACGCCAACAAUAUAAGAUGCUGAAUUUAAAUUUACUUUGUUUCAUUAGAUUAAAUCUAUAAUAAAUAGGAAUGUAGUUGAUGCGUACUCAUUUAUUUAAUAUGUAAAUAUUAUUGUUCUAUCCUUAUCUCUUAGAUAAGCAUUAUUUAUUGCAAUGCUU